Messenger RNA from Limulus polyphemus (Atlantic horseshoe crab), 2607 nucleotides. Its product is annotated as zinc finger MYM-type protein 5-like. The record is from RefSeq and is a predicted model, not a curated record. Lineage: Eukaryota; Metazoa; Arthropoda; Merostomata; Xiphosura; Limulidae. Bases 135 to 959 code for a protein of 274 amino acids. The transcript is spliced from 2 exons.
UAUAGAUAAAUUAAAUAUGUGGAAAAUUUUUCUUUCUCUAGUUUAAAAGUUUGCUACGAGAACAUCUCAAGCUGGAAUAAAGUUAAUACAUGUACUAGUUAGGCCUAGAACAAAAAUGCUUUGUUUCCUAUUACAUGCAGAAAAAAUCGGGUAGAGCAUUGAGUAAGAAGACCAUGAAACGUUUCUUAACGAAGAAGAAGGAAAGUGGAGGAGACGAAGCCAAGAAGUUGAGCAAGUUGUUCAUGCACUUCUCUGAAAAGCCCGGAACAAGUAGUUCGACACGUUCCAUGGAGUCGCCUGUACCAGCUACAAGUUUGUUAGAAUCCGAAGGUGGAUCAAGUACAAAUGCGUCACAAGCCAAGGAGAAAGUCAAGACAGAUAAAUCCGAGAUUAAGAGUGAGGCUGCCAGAGAGAAUGUGGAUAUGACAGGAGGAGAACACGGUGGUAGUGGUGAUGUUGAGUUUAUUGACGAGAUUUUAUCUGACGAGAUUGAACCUUACAACACCGAACCUAGUGAAUUGAAUGGUGUCAAAGAGCUUCAAACUGCCAUACCAGAAGUGAUUGAACAGCAUGACAUUGGACUUCUGAAGUUUGAAAAGGAUACUAGAAAAGCAAUUCUGCCUGACAUGUUGAGAACAGAAAUGAUAAAGCUGGGUUUGAAGUAUUUCCAGAACAGUGAGGGGCCUUUCUUACCAACAAAUAACUACUCAAUGAACAAAACUUGGUUCAAGAGGAAAUUGGGAAAUGGUCAUGGUGAGGAAGUGACUUGCUCAUGGCUGGUCUAUUCCCCUUCUAAAAAGUCUGCAUUUUGUAUCUGUUGUCUUCUCUAUUCCCAGUCAGGCCAUCAAUCCUCAUUGGAGCAGGAAAGUGGAUUCAACCAGUGGAAAGCACAUGAAAGGAUUAGUGUUCAUGAAAAUGCUAAGAAUCACGGAAGUGCUUCACACAGUGGAAAUAAAUGAAAAGAAAUUUAGCUGAAAACAGAGGAGUUAUUGAUGCAGAACUUCAGUCACAGAUUGAGAAGGAAAAGCAGAAUUGGCAUAAUAUCUUGACGAGAAUCAUUCACUGCAUAAAAUGCCUUGCGACUCAGAACCUGGCUUUGCAAGGACACAGGGAGUCACUUCAGCUAAACGAUGACUCCAAUGUGGGAAAUUUCCUUGGCUUACUGAAACUACUGGCCAUCUUUGACCCUGUCAUGAAAGAACAACUCACUUGUGUAGAAAGUCAUCCUGGAUCCACGUCUUAUCUUUCACUCGGUGUCCAGAACGAAUUCGUCUACAUGAUAGCAUCCACUGUUUGCCAGAGUUUACUGAGAAGCAUUCGUAAAGCCAAGUACUAUGGUCUCAUGUUCGACUCGACUCCUGAUCAAGCACACCAUGAGCAGAUGUCAGAAGUAGUGAGGUACGUGUAGCUGAUUUUGAGACAAAAACAGUCCGUGUUAGAGAGAACUUCCUUGGUUUUAUCCAGAUAAGACAAAAGGAUGCUGAGAGCUUGGUUGAAGACAUCUUGAAACAAGUAAAGAAGGAAGAAAUGGAGCUACAAGAUUGUCGGUCACAGUGCUAUGACAACACUGCUGUGAUGGCUGGACACAGAAGUGGUGUUCAUCAAAGAAUAAGUGAGAAAAACAACCUGGCAGUGUUUGUGAAUUGCAACAAUCACUCACUCAACUUGGUGGGUGUACAUGCAGCCAAGCAGGAUACAACGAUGGUCACGUUUUUUGGAAUCAUCAAAGCUCUCUACGUGUUCUUCUCUCGUUCAACACAAUGCUGGGAAAAACUCAAAAACUCCGUGCAUGUAGUUGUUAAGUCACAGUCCAAAACCAGGUGGAGUGCAAGGACAGAAGCAGUGAAGCCAGUCAACAAGUACCUUGAGGAGAUACUUCAAGUUCUUCAGGACAUGAUAGACAUUGAAAACGAGACCAGUCAAACAAGAAGUGACACAAGGCAGCUGUAUAACUGCAUGUUGAGUUACGAUUUUUUUACUUUGCUAGGAUUUUGGAACAAAGUACUCAUUCGCAUUGACUGUAUUCAAAAGAUACUACAGGAUCUUAGCAUAAAGUUCCACGAUGCUGCCCUGGAUUUGAAAGCCCUCAGAGAUAAUUUUGAUGAUGAAAGAGAAGUGUUGUUCAAUGAAUCACUCGAAGAAGCACUCAGUCUCUGUCAAGAAUGAAAUAUUGAAGUUGAAAGACGUCAGAAACGAAAGAAACGAAUGGCUGAUGAGAACUCUCGAGACGCUGGGUUAACAGCCAAGUAGGAAAUGGAGUGGAAAAGAGUCAUGAAGGGAACACUCGACUGUCUUCACAGAGAAAUGGACGAAAGGUUCACUCGUUUAUACGACACCGAUGCCAAGUUUGGAUUUCUUCUCGAUGUCGAGGGACUGUGUUAUGGCAGUGACAUUAACGACAAAAAGAAGAAGUGCGAACAUUUGGGCGAAUUGAACAGCUCUGAUGUUGAUGGACAGCAGCUAUAUGAAGAAAUUUGGAUUUCAGAAUGUUGCUAUCAAGUUGGGCCAACAUGAAAAUAUCAAGAUCUGAAGAGCUUCUCAAAUUUAUUGUUCAGUACGGAGAUGAGGGCAUCUUCUCCAAUCUUCGCAUUGCUAUUCAGAUAAUGC